This is a messenger RNA of Microthlaspi erraticum, 447 nucleotides long. The record is from the annotation of a GenBank genome assembly. NCBI's taxonomy places the organism in Eukaryota, Viridiplantae, Streptophyta, Magnoliopsida, Brassicales, Brassicaceae.
AUGAGCUAUUGCUCGCAGUUGACAACUUUUCCAGAUUUUUCUAGAAACAUCAAGAUCAUCAAGGCAAGUAAGACGAAGAUAGAAGAUGUUCCUGCAUCCGUUGCUGGAGGUUGGUCUCGUCUUGACACGCUUGAGAUAGGCAGCACAAGCCUCACGAAAUUAACCAAGCUAGACCUAAGCAGCUGUGAUAUAAAGAAUAUUCCAGAUUGCGUCAUCGGCCUCCCUGGUCUAGAGAUUCUUAACGUUCAAGACUGCAGCAAGCUGGUGUCACUGCAGAGUCUUCCGCCUUCACUUUUGUAUCUCUAUGCAAAUAAUUGUGGAUCUCUCAAAAGCGUAAGUUUUUCGUUCGAUCGUAUAUUACUCUCAACGACUGCACCUGUGUUAAAGACGCGAAAAGAGUAUCAUCAUCCAUCACUUUCUACCAUCCUAAAAGGCGAGUCUUUUUGA